UUUUUUUAUAAAUAACUUUAUAAAGUAACUCUUAUUAAAAUUGCGAUAAAACGAUAUAAAAUACUUGGUGCAUUUUGUACUGAUAUAUACAGAUUUUGUUAAACGUCACAAUUUCAAAAAUGGUUUUCCAAUUACUUACCAGAAAACUAGUCGAACGUAAUAAAUUUUAAAUUAUAGAGCCACACAAUACUGGAGUAUGUAAUUUGCGACCUUCGCGAACGGAUAAUCAAAAUAGAGUGAAUGUUCAGGUAUGAACCAUCACAUUGGGAUCUUAAUACCAUUCCAUCGAAUUUACUUAGGGAUAUUGGUAGAAAAUUGAAUGACACGCAGCGAUCGAACCGGAAAUGAAGAGUAGUCGCUGUUCGAAGAAAUUACAGUACGCGUUCCUCAAUAUAUCUAGUCAUUCGGUGGUUCCCUUGGCACAUACCAGUUUGUUUUUCAUAAGCAUUAACGUGGUAGCUUCAAGAAACAUGAAGACACAUUGGAAUAAGAAAACUAGAUUCGACAGUUCAAAACAAGGAUAUUGCAAAUGCCUGGUAUAUGGGAUGAAAAAAUAUAUGGAAUGGUUUUACGAUUAUUGCAAGAAUACAAAUUUACAUGGUUUCCGUUACAUAAAUAUAGACGAAUCGUCGAUAGUAGAGAAAGUCUUUUGGCUCGUGGUUUGUUUAUUGUCCAUCAUGUUCUGCGUUUUACUAAUGAUGCGUUUAUGGGCAAAUUACUCAAAAAAUCCCAUAAUAACGAGUAUUUACCCAUCAAAUCCGAUAUGGGACAUACCUUUUCCAGCUGUCACCAUAUGUAACAAUAACAAGGUUUACCGUCCACAAGCCGACCUUAUUGCUAAGUAUUUAUACACGAAUGGAUUUACUGCGGACGACAGCGACAAAUUUUUUUCAUCCCUAAUGAAGCUGAUACGACCAAAUAAGAUCUCGCUGGACAAUGUGACCGCGAGAGAGCUCCUCGAUAAUCUCGGUGUGACAGUCGAAGCGCUUAUGGAGCAGUUGAUGCAACCGUGCAGCGCGUUACUACUAAGAUGCGCUUGGGUCGGUAAGAUUUACGAUUGCGGCAAGAUUUUCAAGACGAUCAAGUCUAAAGAAGGUUUCUGUUGCGCUUUCAACUCCCACUACGAUGUAAACAGUGACUACACGAAAAAAAAAAAACAAGAAAUCUUCGGCACCAGCUCGAUGCAGGCUCAUUCGACAUUUAGACGUAUUAUUUUACGCAUUUUUCUAUCAUUAUCUCGCAGAUCUAUCGACUCCACCGAUUUCAACGUCACCUCUGACAGUCUGCCGGGUGUGCACAAAAUUCUGAACGCGCCUGGAAGUGGCCGCGAUGUGGGACUCGCGGUCGCUUUAAACAUCGAGCCCGACAUGUAUAAGGCUACUACGCGCCCUUACGUAGGGGCUUCCAUUAUGAUACACGACCCAAUCGAUUUUCCCGACAUCGGUGCACACAUUGCGUCCGUGCCACCCGGUCACGUCCUAACGAUAUCCGUCGCCGGCACGUUCAUCAAAAGCAUGGAAAGUUUGCGGGGCAUCCCCCAAGAGAAACGUUCAUGCUAUUUCGACAACGAGAUAUUAGGCGAAACUCACUACAGCUAUCAAUCGUGCAUAUCGGAGUGCAUAGCUGAGCGUACAUAUAAUCUGUGCGGCUGCCUGCCGUUUUACUAUCCAGAGACAAAUAAGAGAGGGAGGACAUGUUACUUGCCAGAUAUAAAUUGUCUUUUGAGAGUACGAAAAUUAAUACCAGAAUACAUGAAGUCAAGCACUUGUAAGUGUUUACCCCAAUGCACCGAUAUGAUGUACGAUAUAUUUCCGGAAGAUAUUAAAAUGGAUGACGUAGGGUUCGACUCUGAUUUAACACACGGUUUUAAUAUAAAUAAUGUUUCUUUCGUGUACGUAUUUUUCGGCGAUGUGUCGUAUAUCGAAUACCGCAAGGAGAGCAUCAUCAGCUGGGAUUCACUCCUCGCAUCCUUCGGUGGGAUGUUCGGUCUUUGUCUCGGUGGUUCCAUGUUGAGCGUAAUAGAACUAGUUUAUCUAUUGGCCAGGCAGCUCUUUAGUCGACAGCUCCGCAAAGGACAAGAACAAUCACGUGCAAAAUUGCCGCCGGCGUCGAACAUGUUUCUGUCUAUCCCUAUUAAAGACAAAGCUCAACUGCAGAAAUCGCGAAAUCGUCAGAGAUCGGAUGUUCUCGUCACGUGGUAUCAACCAUCCCUUCAGCAUCGUAAAAUAACGAAUCUCGACGAUAUAAAUCAUAUUAAACACAUUAGAUUUUGAAGCGCUGUCUACUUUAAUCGAACCGAUUUUUAUA
This is a messenger RNA of Solenopsis invicta (red fire ant), 2307 nucleotides long. Its product is annotated as pickpocket protein 28. The record is from RefSeq and is a predicted model, not a curated record. Gene Ontology annotation, cellular component: membrane. The transcript has 12 exons. NCBI's taxonomy places the organism in Eukaryota, Metazoa, Arthropoda, Insecta, Hymenoptera, Formicidae. Bases 345 to 2273 code for a protein of 642 amino acids. Gene Ontology annotation, biological process: sodium ion transmembrane transport. Gene Ontology annotation, molecular function: ligand-gated sodium channel activity.